UGCUCUGCAUUACUCAGCUUCAUUUGGCUUUUUCAGACCUGUUUUGAGACUUUGACAGGAAACUUUUAUUCUUUUUUUAUCAUUUAUUUUCUCACGAACCACUUAUUCCAUCUUUCCUUUGUGUCCAUUUCUCUCGUUGACGCGGGUUUUGGAUUUGAUUCUGCAAAUGCUGUUUUUCCUGCUGCAUGAGGAUUCUGAAAAAUCCGAGUUUUUGUUUUUUAGAGAUUGAGAGAAAGCAUCUCUCUUGUGGCUUUUUGACCGGGAUGCGGACAAGAUUGUAAACUGAGCUCAAAAUAAAAGAGAAGUGGAAGCAUCGCCUGCAUCCUUUCUUUUGUCUUCAUUGCAUCUCUGUUUGUUAAAUGCUUUAACCAUCUCUGGGAUGUAAGAAGACGCUCAAGCAUUUUCUUUUUAUCUACAAAGGAAUUAACUUCUUUUUUUUUCACCGAGGAAAAACUAUGGCGAGACUUUUGUUGAACAUGCAUCUUGUUCUGGUUUUAUUCGGAUUAUUUCUGCUCCCUUCUCCAUCUGCAAGAGCCGAGCCGGAGCAGCAGGACGAAGAGGAGGAGGAGAGUUCCUGUCAGGGAGCUUUUGACCUGUAUUUUGUGCUUGAUAAGUCUGGGAGUGUGAAGAACCACUGGGAUGAAAUCUACUACUUUGUGGAGAAUUUAGCCGAGAAAUUCAAAAGUCCCAUGCUGAGGAUGUCCUUCAUAACGUUCUCCUCCAGAGCGUCCACCAUCAUGAAGCUGACGGAAAGCAGAGUCGACAUCAAGAAGGGUCUGAACGCUCUGAAAAGAGAGAUCCCUGGUGGAGACACAUUCAUGCACCUUGGCUUGCAGAGGGCAAACGAGCAGAUACACCAGGAGAACUUUGGCACGGCCAGCGUGAUCAUAGCGCUGACCGACGGAGAGCUGCAGGAACAUCAGCUCAUCACCGCGCAGCAAGAGGCAGAAAGAGCCAGGUCUCUUGGAGCGAUUGUUUACUGUGUUGGAGUGAAAGACUUCAAUGAGACGCAGCUGGCCACCAUCGCAGACACCAUUGAGCAUGUGUUUCCUGUGAUGGGGGGCUUCCACGCCCUCCGGGGAGUCAUCGAUUCGAUCAUCAAGAAAUCCUGCAUUGAGAUUUUGGCAGCUGAGCCCUCCAGUGUGUGUGCAGGAGAAUCUUUCCAAGUGGUGGUGCGAGGAAACGGGUUUCUUCACGCCAGGAACAUCAACCAGGUGCUCUGCAGCUUCAAGAUCAACGACACCAUCACAGUCAAUGAGAAGCCGGCCGAUGUCAAAGACACGUUCUUACUGUGUCCAGCUCCCGUCAUUGAUGAAGUGGGGAAGGUGAUUUAUCUCCAAGUGAGCAUGAAUGACGGUCUGUCCUUCAUCAGCAGCAACGUGCACGUCACCACCACAGAGUGUUUCGAUGGCACCAUUCUCCUGAUCACCCUGCUGGUGUUGUUCCUGCUGCUGGCUCUGCUCUUCAUGUGGUGGUUCUGGCCUCUCUGCUGCACUCUGGUGAUCAAAGAACCACCUCCUCCACCUCCUCCUGAGCCUGAGAGUUCAGAUGAUGAAGACGGCAUGCCCAAGAAGAAGUGGCCCACUGUGGAUGCCUCGUAUUACGGAGGAAGAGGAAUCGGAGGGAUCAAGAGGAUGGAGGUGCGUUGGGGAGGAAAGGGUUCGACCGAGGAGGGGGCUAAACUGGAGAAGCCCAAGAACGCUGUGGUGAAAAUGCCGGAGCAGGAGUACGAGCCCUUCGAGCCCAAACCUAAGAAAGCGCACAACAAGAAGGCGCCUCAGAACCGGAAGUGGUACACGCCCAUCCGGGGUAAACUGGAUGCUAUCUUGGCUCUGUUUCGCCGCGGGUACGACCAAGUCUCCCUGAUGAGACCCCAGCCCGGGGAUCAUGGUCGAUGCAUCAACUUCACGAGAGUGAAAGAAGAGUCAGCAGCAGCCAAGGCCGCACCUCGCACCCCGAUCCACACACCCUCGCCCCCGCCGCCGGACUACCGCCCGGGUGACAACGCCCCCUUCUCCCACCGCCGACAGCCCUCCUGCCAGAUCACCCCCGUCCCCCACCGCCGCCAGCCCUCCUGCCAGAUCACCCCCGUCAGGCCAGGUGCCCCCAGGACCGCCACCAUCUCGCACACCCCCAGGGCUUCCCUGUGCACCUCCAUCGCGCCCCCCGCCUACUCUUCGACCCUGAAUCACACAGACAAACCCUUUCCACCCACCCCCAACGCACCCGCUUUGACAUCACAGACUUACCGCUCUGUUGGCCAGUUCCUUCAGUUUGAAGGUUCUGGUCGUCGCUGCCAAAGAUACUCCUGCUAUAAGCCAAAUAUCAGCAGUAUUUUCAAUCCCAGUCUUCUGUGUUCCUCUUCCUGUUUGGGAGAGAUAGUCAAGUCAAACUGUAAGUUGGCAGUUUAAGUCACCUACCCACCACCCAGCAUGAUUGUCAUUGUUUACGUACAAAAUUACGAUCGGACCUCCCCCAAAAUUGAAAAACAAAAAGCAGUUUGACUUGACGUUGUGUCCCACAAAGAGGGUGAAUCGGGGGAUUCGGGAAAAUAUUUUACUUAAUGUUGGCAUUUGUGAGAUCACGGAGGAUUGUUGCUGGACAGCAAAGCAUGUAGGGACAGGAAGUCCAAAGAAGAAAACUGCAAUGGAGGAAAUGUUUUGUUGUCUUUAUCAACUACUGAGGCCAUUGUUGGGUAACCAGGUUCAACCUUGAGACGGAUAGAUUGGCUCAUUUCUCCAUUGCUGUGACGGUGAAUGGUUUUGGGAAUUAAGAUUUCACAGAAAUGUCAAGAGGUCAUGUUGUUAUAACUAAGAUAAAAACGUAUCUGAUUUUUUUUAUGACAUUUUCGACAUUGUUAAUUGUUCUCGGUGCCAAAGUGAUUUUGUUUCUUCACCAUUUUGUGAUGUUUUCUUUUAUCCAACAACAUGCUAACAAACUCCCACCCUUUGAUACAGAAAUGAUACGAUGACUUUGUGGUUUUGAACCAUUCAGUCACCAGAAGUGUACAGAUGUGAUAUGGAAGGUAUGUUUUUACAGUAUGUGUUUGAGAUGCGCUUUUGAAUGUUAUGUUGGUUGAUAUCUUUGAGGCUUCGGAUGUUGUCCUUAACCACCUUUAUUGAAUUUAGAAUACAACAAUAUAUAUUUUUGUUGGUAUCUGCGCACAUAGACUACUGGACAACUACAGUAUGUAUUCAUUUUUGUUAGCAUUUGAACAUUGAAAUCAAACAACCAGAAAUCAGGUUAACGUCUCUCACCACAUUUUCUUCUACAUAACGCUGAUACUGUACUUUGAUACCAAUAUGUGUGUUUUAUGUCUUCAGUUCUAUCAUCACCGGUCACAUUGCAACUGCAGGGCAGUUCAAAGAGCAUCUAAUUUAUUUUACUCCCUGAAAGAAAUAAAGGAGAGUACUUGAAUAUCGACAAGGUGUCCAACCACCAGGACGGACACUGUGCGCAGAAUUUAAAACGAAACAGCUAGCCAGUUCAAAGUCAUGUAAGGCUUGCCAGCGUUUCACAACCCCUCAGCUACACUGAGCAACAUUGAAUGUGAUCUCCUCACUGUGUGAAUCUUGGUGUGCGUUACGCGCUCCAUAGCUCAUUGCUAGCAGGUGAAAAGGCGGUGCUAUCGACGUGCACAUGCUAGCAGUGGCUACAUGCUAAAUUGGGGGGGGAAAUGGCCCCCAAACAAUUAACAAUAUUUUGACUUCAGGGUGUAGAAAAGAGGUUGAAAAAUGCUGGUAUUCCUUCUGUAUCCAGUGCAUUCUGGAACUUUCUUCUUGUUUGAUUUUUUUUAUACUUUCAUUUUGAUGUACGUCAUUCAGUUAUGUCGUGCACCGUUGUGUUACUACAUGCAUUCAUUAUCGCUCUCUGUGCCUUAAAGCUGAGCUCAAAAAAGCUGCACCAAAACCAACAUUUUGAAAACGGCUUUUUAAUUUGAUUUAUAAAUCCCAGUAUAGCUCAGUUUAGUUAGAAGUUGCUACAUGUCGUGAGGCCGUUUCGAUGUUAUCAGCCCAUUUAAUGGCCGUCGUUAUCAGCUACCAAUAUAAUGCUUCAGACGGGUUGCAGUUUUAAACACGUGGUUUAUUGAGGAAACUUAAGUAGUGCACGUAAGUUAACUAAAGUGUUGACGUACAGAUGAUAACGACCAUUUAAUCAGCUGAUAACAUUCAAAGUGGGUCAAGUUCUGCUAGAAGUUUGACUACAUUUCCCAUGACCCUUAGAGCUUCCAAACAAAAAAGACACCUUUGAUUUGAAAGCGUAAAGUUUUCUUACUUUGGACUCAGCAGUGUGCAUUUCCUUGUUUUACCUCUGCUCUGAUCAGAACAUACAGAUAUGUCUGGUAGAUAUUCAGCUUAUUACUUCACACGAUUGCUGAAUCAAGGUUUCAAAGAAUUACAGUUUAAGAGACUUAAGAGGCUUUGUGUUUUACAAUGUGCUAAUUCGGUUCACCUCUGUAACACCCAAGAAAGAAUGUCAGUAUAAAUGCAGCAUUGAUGCAGGAUCAGUGGCUCAAUGUCAUUCCUAAUCAAGAUGAGAUACAUUAUGUUAAUCAGUGUUUUUUACGUAUAAACAGCAGUGCUGAAGCAAAUAUGAAAGACGUAUAUGAUUUUCUCUUGUUGGUUGACAUGACUUUUUUUUAACAGUAUCAAUAAAGGUUGACUUCCAAGCUUCUA
Molecule: messenger RNA, 4676 nt
Organism: Cottoperca gobio
Lineage: Eukaryota; Metazoa; Chordata; Actinopteri; Perciformes; Bovichtidae
Gene: antxr1c
Product: ANTXR cell adhesion molecule 1c
Exons: 18
Coding region: 456-2411 (651 amino acids)
Cellular component (GO): cell surface; plasma membrane
Molecular function (GO): transmembrane signaling receptor activity
Source: RefSeq, a predicted model, not a curated record